AUGGCGUUGAAACCUGGCCCCGAAAUCGAAGCCUGGCUCGGCUGUCCACCCGGCCACGACCCAGCUGUCGAAAACGACUGGUCGCUGCUCCCCUUCAUGGCCCUUUCCGACGGCGCACACGCCUCGAUCGAAGACUACUCAUACUUUACCUUGCGGCGGUCGCAGACGGCGGAACAUGGCGCAACCAGUCUGUUUGGCAUCAGCUGUACACGGCAGUUGGAUGCGCGGGAGUUGAUUGACAGGCCGGCCGAGGUGACGCGGAGUACGGUGCAGAAGGCGGUUGUGGUGAUUAGUGAUAAGCCCGAGUUCUUUGGCGCCAUCAAGGCGGGGUUGGGCAGUGUGGUGGAGAGGUGGUUUGCGCAGAGGGACUUUACCGAUAUUGAAAUUCUGCAACGAUUUCAGGAGAGUCUGCCACAGUUACUCAGGAAUCAAGAGGGCCAGGCGGAGAGCUACUUUGGCAUCUCACUCAGGGAAUUUAUACAUGAGUUCAAGUGGCAGACUCUUGUUUUGUUCAAGUGUGCUUUACUUCAACCAAAGGUUCUCUUCUUCGGCUCCCAUUGCGAACGAUUAUGCAUGAUGCAAUUUGCUCUAAUUUCUCUGAUACCCGGCCUUAUUCGCCACCUCCAAGAUGCUGCUGAUCCCAAAUUCAAUUCAUGCGAGGAGAAACUCGUCAUGCCCACUUCGCUCAAGACGUCGGAGCGUGCUUCCCUCCUCGCCUACAUGGGCCUCCCCCUCCAACUCUUCGGCAAAGGAUCCCUAUUUGGGCCCUAUACGCCGCUCCAACAACUCGACAUACUCGCCGACCAAGACACCAAAUCGUACAUUGUCGGCUCAACCAACUCCCUUUUACUCCAGCAACGCGACCGCUACAGCGACAUCCUCAUCAACCUCGACGAUCACACCGUACUCACUACCUCCGCCGCACUCAAACAAGCUUCUGUCCUCUCCACCCCAGACCGUCGCUGGAUCGACUUCCUCACUCAAACCGUAAACGAGACCUGGGACGAGUCAGACCCCGCGCGGCCCAAAGAUCACGGGUACACAGGUAGUGAGGAGUUUAUACGCAUGCAAUUCGAAGAGUACCUACUCGCCAUGCUAAGUUCGGUAAAGUACAAGUUGUACGUGGAGAGGAGUGGGCGCAAAGAAAGCAUCAUCACCGACGUCGAGGGCGAUCCGGCAAGCGAGUUUGGAAACGAUUGGGUACAUGCGUGGAUGCAGACGGAAAACUUCCGCAUCUGGAAUAAAUUCACAGACUCCCAUCUCUUCGACAUUGUGGAUCCUAAGCACCCUUGCUCCGGUGGUUUAAGCAUCGAAGAUGUCCAACGCCGUCUUGCACAUCUUUCCCACAGACCCACCCCAUCCACAUCAACAUCACCGCUGCUGAUGCUGAUGCGCGUGGCCCCCACCUUUUAA
Molecule: messenger RNA, 1413 nt
Organism: Plenodomus lingam JN3
Lineage: Eukaryota; Fungi; Ascomycota; Dothideomycetes; Pleosporales; Leptosphaeriaceae
Source: RefSeq, a predicted model, not a curated record